GAGUGGAGCACACUUUCGUGUUCAUUAUCUCGUUGUGUGAAUGAAACCUCUCAAAAUAGGUUUCAAGUGGAGGAUCGCCGGGAUAGGAGCAAGGCAUCAUCAGUCGGUGCGCACGAUUCGCGAAGAGAGUACACACAAGCUAUCAACAAUCGUCUUCAUACACUCACUUUCAUUCCCAAUGUCAUGACUGACAAGAAGAGGCUUUAUCAAAAUAAAAAGUCGGGACGGCGUGCCGCUCAUUUCUAAUCCUGCUGGAAGUCACAUAACAAGCAGGAACCUGAAUAUUGGAAAAAAGUGCACAAAGUGACAUCGGUACUUACGGGUAGAAGGUAGCAUCAUCACGUGUCGGCACACUUCUAAGCGGAGAUAAGCUUAAAACCAGAAUAGCCAGUUGGGAAUCGAAUUACGCAUAGAGAACCUCAAAGGGUGAUGCAGCAAACUCAUGAUGGAGCCGAAAUUUUGUAAUGGGAAAAAAUCAACAAAGCGAUAAGACACAGAUCAGGUCGGGACUCAGUUAAAAGCGGGUGAUUGUACAGUUUGUCGGCGAUAAGCACAAGUGUCGGGUGUUUUGUAUUCGUGGUGUUAAAAGGAGCAAUAAGUGCAAAUAUUGCAGUAUAAAUCGGCUUCCGUUGGAGCGUCCGUGGACCGUGUGUUCAAUAGUAGUUGAAAAUGGAUUAGUUUAGUGUUUACAACCGGUGUAUUGCUUGCUGAGACAGCGUAAGGUGUAAGAAUUAACUAUGGCUGAUCCAACUAUACAGACAUUUUGCUGUCACAAUCGGAUACGGUCCCCACCGGCUGUUAAAUUAAUGGCCGAGUUCAACACCGAUUGGUACAUUGUAGUGUGUAUUAUUUCUUCUUGUCUGGGAAUCGCUGGUGCUAUCUACCAGAUUUGGAUACGCCACGAGGAUAGCCAAAGUCAGCAGGCCGGUAUAACACGGCAAAGAUCCGGGCUCGGUACCGGCUACGGCACCGGACGCACCAUCAUCGUCUGGCUCGCGGUGGCCGAUCUGUGCGCUUCGUUGGGUGUAUUCAUUCGUUCGGCUCUUUGGAAGUACAUCAAAAAUGUCAUUCCACCGGCUAGUGAUCAUGACGAUACGACGAACGUAAUAUUUUGCGCCGUGUCGUCGGCUUGGAUUCAGUACUUCUACAUGUGUACCUGGUUGUGGACGCUUUGCUACGCAAUCAACGUUCGGCGGCUGCUUGGUGGAUCUAGUGUUUCGGUGCGAACAUACCACCUGUGCGUGUGGAGCAUAUCGGCGGUGCUGACCGCAACUGGGUUGACGGUUUUGUACGUUCCGGAUGCAGAUUGUCACAACGUACAAGACAUGGGUACUGCCUAUCUUCGUAUACUGCCGAACUACUUAACCACUUAUGGACCGAUGGUAGCGGUGAUGGUGGCUAAUCCGUUGCUCUACUAUACUGCGGCUAAGGAUGUGGACCGACAGCUGGUGGCGCGGUUCAGUCAGAUGACGUCGACCGAGCGCGAUCUCAUGACGAAGUUCAAGAUGAAGUUCUCUCUAAUUAAUUUUGUAUUCUAUGCCUGCUGGCUGCCCAAUUUGGUUAACGGAGUCAUUCUGUGGACCAUGUGGUACUCUUUACCGUUCCAGACCAUCAUCGUAGUGUGGUAUGUUAUGGCCAUCACGAACCCUCUGCAAGCGUUUCUGAACACACUCGUCUAUCAGAGGUGGAAUUGCGUUUGGCCCUGGCAAAGACACGAUACGGAUAGUUUUCGAAGUAGAAAACGUCGUAGCGGCUACCUUCAUGCGACAACCGAAAGUACUCCACUACUUCAAUCGCAGGUUUUCAAAGGUCACAUUCCAUCCACAUCAGCCGCACAACAGCACGAACCGCCGACGGAUCUUAUUCCAAAGCCAACACUUAGUGUAAACACUUGUACGAUGGUAUGAUUAUGGUGAGCCUGCUCUGAAACUAGUUGUAAGCCGUUUAACAAAUUAGUUUUAGGACUGCAACCGAUUUGCGACUACUUUCGCUGCCAAAUGACAACUGUAAGAGAAUUUUCUUUUAGUGCUACUUUAGAAUAAAACGAUUCCGUUUGAUUUGAU
Molecule: messenger RNA, 2063 nt
Organism: Wyeomyia smithii (pitcher-plant mosquito)
Lineage: Eukaryota; Metazoa; Arthropoda; Insecta; Diptera; Culicidae
Product: G-protein coupled receptor 143-like
Exons: 4
Coding region: 738-1907 (389 amino acids)
Biological process (GO): regulation of calcium-mediated signaling; melanosome organization; G protein-coupled receptor signaling pathway
Cellular component (GO): melanosome membrane; plasma membrane
Molecular function (GO): dopamine binding; L-DOPA binding; L-DOPA receptor activity
Source: RefSeq, a predicted model, not a curated record